Molecule: messenger RNA, 390 nt
Organism: Pochonia chlamydosporia 170
Lineage: Eukaryota; Fungi; Ascomycota; Sordariomycetes; Hypocreales; Clavicipitaceae
Product: transposase
Exons: 1
Coding region: 1-390 (129 amino acids)
Source: RefSeq, a predicted model, not a curated record
AUGGACAUAUGCCGUCUUCUCAACACGCAAAGUCCUUCGCCAGGCCGUGCUGCAACGGUCACCGCAGCUAUUGCCGCCAAUGACCCAAGAGACGAUGACUACACUGGAGCUACGAUCCCACAACUGCCGCCAUCGACACUCUUUGACACGUACGAUGACCUCUUUGCCUUCCUCCGCAAUUUCCACCUUUCCAAUGGCGCCGCAAUAGUGAAGGCUUCUAGCUCCUCAAGGCGGGAUAUCGGGGGCAUCAUCCAGCCAAGCCACGUCGUCUUCAAAUGCGACCGCGGCCCGCGACGGCCGUCACAAAGCUCAGGUCUCAGAAAGCCGUCAUCUCAGAAGCUUGAUUGUCUCGUCAAAAUCACGGCCAAGGCCACCAAGUCGUCUAACUAG